Molecule: messenger RNA, 4764 nt
Organism: Drosophila grimshawi
Lineage: Eukaryota; Metazoa; Arthropoda; Insecta; Diptera; Drosophilidae
Exons: 11
Coding region: 78-4322 (1414 amino acids)
Biological process (GO): presynaptic membrane assembly; modulation of chemical synaptic transmission; neuron cell-cell adhesion
Cellular component (GO): postsynaptic membrane; cell surface; synapse
Molecular function (GO): neurexin family protein binding; signaling receptor activity
Source: RefSeq, a predicted model, not a curated record
UAAAAUUAAAAUUUAAAUUGAAAAUAAAGCAGAAGAAGAAGCAACAACCGGGGCAAGAAAUACUGUAAACAGGCGCCAUGAAGUUUCGUUUGGGCUCCUUUUGGUUAUUUUUGUUGACAGUUGGCGGCAAUGAGAAGCAAUUAAGCGCUGAUUGCUGCCACGGGCUGGCCACUUGGGGCAUACCAACUGCGGCCGCAUCCACUGCACCACUAAAGCAAAAAUCAAUUGAGCAGUCCGACAGCCGUAAUCGGUAUACACACAACGGAAAUGGACUGGAAAAUGCAACGACAUUGCAUUCCACCGCAAAGCAAACACCCACUGAGUCUCCCCAGGUUAUUGGAGACAUAAUAACAACAACCCCACAAACAACCGCAACCACAGCAAGAACAGAAACUCAGCCGGAUGCCACAACAGUGACGGCCAAAUCAAUUGUUGAGCUGCUUUUCAGGCAGGCAAGCAGGCCAAAAAGUUUGGAGCUGAGCUUAAAAGAGCACAUGGCAACACUCAUUGGCAGCGAGCAGCAUGAAAGAGGUGCGGCAACAACAGCAGCAACACCUGACAACGAUACCAGCAGCAGCGGAACAAGUACUCAUCAUCCGGAGCGACGUCAUGUGGUGCCUGACAAGCUACAGUACACGAAGGAGUUGCAAAUUAAACAGGGUCGUCUGAUGGGCAUAACACGUCGCUUUCAGGUGACCAGCGGUCUGCGUGACGUGGAUCAGUAUCUGGGUCUCCCCUAUGCCGAGGCGCCCAUUGGCAGCAGGCGGUUUAUGCCGCCAGGUGCACCCCUGCCGUGGCAAGGCUUGAAGAUAGCGCGUCAUUUGCCGCCGGUUUGUCCACAGAAACUGCCGGAUAUGUCAGGACAGAAUAGCAAGAGUAUUUCACGUGCCCGCUACAAGCAUUUGCUGCGACUGAUGCCAUACCUGAAAACCGAGAGUGAGGAUUGCUUGUACCUGAAUCUUUACGUUCCGCACGAGGAGCCUCUCACUACGUCCAAGCCACAUGCAGUACUUGUUUAUUUGCAUGGCGAGUCCUUUGAGUGGAACAGUGGCAAUGCCUACGAUGGCUCAGUGCUGGCCAGCUAUGGCGAGGUUAUUGUGGUCACUGUCAACUAUCGCCUGGGCGUGCUGGGGUUUAUGCGUCCGGGCAUCAAUGCACAUAAUAUUGCCAACUAUGCACUGCUCGAUCAGAUAGCGGCGCUGCAUUGGAUCAAGGAGAACAUCGGCUCCUUCGGAGGCGACAAUACACGUGUCACUCUGAUGGGGCACAGCACAGGUGCUGCCUGUGUCAAUUAUCUAAUGGUCUCACCGGUGGCAUCAGGUCUAUUUCAUCGCGCCAUACUCAUGUCAGGCUCGGCGAUGUCCGAUUGGGCCGCCAGCAAUCAAUCGCUGCAAUUGACCAUGCAAAUAGCCCAGGCUCUGGGCUGUCCAUUGAGUGACCACAAGGAUGAGGAUGCUCUGCUCGAUUGCCUGCGCCAGCAUCGCUACCAGGAUAUCUUGCACAUACCAACAUCGCUUCAGCCAUUUUCAACAUCAUUGGGUCCAAUUGUCGAUGGACACGUAAUACCAAAUCAACCAUACAAGGUCAUGGGGCAUUAUACGGAGCAUUUCAGUCGUUAUGAUUUAUUAUUCGGCAUCACGGAGUCAGAAUCCUACCAUACAUUGGCAGCAUUAGCACUCGAGGAAGGAUUACGUGAAAAUGAACGCGAUAAUUUAUUGCACUUCUAUAUGCAGAGUCGCUUUGAUGUACGCCCCGAUUUGGCAUUGGCUGCCACGCUAAAAAAAUACCAGGACAUGUACAACAAUCCGAUUAAGGCCACUAAUUUGGAGCAUUGCGAUGUUGUCCUGGACAUUCUCUCCGAUGCAAGCGUCGUUGGACCCCUGUUGCAGACGGGAAUGUUCCAUGCGGAUGUGAAUAGACGCAAUUAUAUGUAUGUUUUCGGACAUAACAGCGCGAUGGGCCCCUAUGCAAAUCUACCGCAUAGCAUUAUGGGGGAGGAGCUUCCGUUCGUUUUUGGGGCGCCGCUGGCGCCAGUCGGCCCGUAUCCCAGCCACAACUAUUCCGUGCAGGAAAAGUUGCUUUCCGAGGCGGUAAUGGCAUAUUGGACGAACUUCGUAAAGACCGGCAAUCCAAAAGCGCCCUGGAAGGGCACAUUUCUGAAUUCGCAUCUUUUGGAGUGGGAUCGAUACGAUUUGGACUGGCCGGAGUUUAAUAAGCGUGCACAGGCCUAUCUCAAUAUUGGCAUACCACCGACAGUGGGCUACAAGUACCGCCAGAUCUACAUGAAUUUCUGGAACAAAGAGUUGCCGGAUGAGCUGAAUCAAAUUGCGGCAAUACAGCAGAAGGGGCAGCAACAACAACAGCAACAGCAACAGCAGUUCCCCGGAAACGGUGUGAUUACGGGUCACAUGAGCAAAUACGGUGCGCGCGACAAAGGCGCCGAGGAUCCGGUGCGUACGCUGAAAUUGUUGCUUCAAAAGCCGUUACCAUCAAAGGGCAGCGAACAGGCAGAGACCGCUGCGGAGAACAUGUACAACGCACCUCCCACAUUCGGUCAUGUGCACAGACAGCAGCAACAGCAGCAGCCGGCCGUUGAGGGUGUGGCCAUAUCCGGGGAGGAUCCCACGCAAACCUCCCAGCAUGUCAGCGACUACGGGGAAUAUGGCGCCACGGUUGCCCCAACGGAGCCCAUUGCCAAAUCGGAGACAACGUUGCAGUUCCUCAUUGCACUCAUCGCCAUUUUCAUAGUGCUGAAUGUGGUGAUCUAUGCGACUUUCUUGUUUCGGCAGCGCCGCAAACAAAAUACUUCGCUGCAACGCAAACUGGGCGGCCAAAUGCUCAGCUACGAUGGCGCCAACGAUGAUGAACUGAAGCGCUGCAGUAAGUCACGUGAUGGCGAUGAGAGUUAUGUGCUGGAUAUCGUGCGAAAAUCCAAUACUUACGAAGCCAUCAAAACAGGGCAGCGUUCGCCCAUCAAUGGCUUUGCCAUGCAACGCCAAUUGAGCAGCUCAACGGUAGAUACGCACACAAAGGUCUGCGAGUGGAUGUCAUCGCAGCAACAGAGUCCAACACAAAAGCUGCUCAAAUCAGGCAGUUUUAAUACGACGCCAGCGCCGCUGCCUGCUGCACAGCCAGACAAUCGCAUCAUCAUCUGCGAGGACAUUGAGGUGGCAGAUGCGGCACUUUUAACCCCACAGCAUAUGCACGAAAUGCAAGAGGGGCUACACUAUGAGUUGCUGCUGCAACGACAGCAUUCGGCGCUAACAGAACCCAGUGAGGCAACGCUGCAGCCUCAGCAUUCCCACACUCACUCAGAUCCGGUGGACAUGAUUUUGGCUGCUGAUGAGCAGGUGACCAGUUUUGUCCAUGCCGAUGAUGUGGACAUCAAUGUGACCAGUCGCGAUGAGUGUGAACUUCAGCUGCAACCACUGACCGUCGCACAGCAACUGGCUUUGUUGCAGCAGCGCAACUACCCAAAGGUUCUGCCCACUGAACAGGAUGUGCGUCAGAGCUACAAACGCAACUCGUUGCCUCCCCAGAAUUUUCAGGCACCGCUGCCACCACCGAGGACUAUUAGCAGCACACUGGGCCGGCGGCGACGAGAUAGCAGUAAUAUAACCACAUCGCCACUAAUGCUUGCCCACGACAACGGAGAGGAUGAGCUGCAUGAACCGCAAAUCACACAAAAUACGUUGAUAGUGGGGCCCAUAGUGCCCAAAUCGCCAGCGGCAUCGCUGAAGCGUAUUAAACGGCAGACAGACACGGCAGCAAUUUCCAAGCUGAGCGGCUCCUUUCAGUCCUUCGAGUCGGUGCCGCCGGCGCAUGAGGCAACACCGCCGCAGGGUCAACGCACCGAAUGCGUCUACGCGAUUGAGGCGAGUGCCAGUGUCAGUUCCCUGCCCAGCUGGUCGGCGCCGAAUGGUGACGUAUAUGCGCAGCCCACAAAGUCUGCUUCCAGAACAUCACUCAUACCGCGACUUCUGCAGACAGCAGUCGAGACACAACAAGUGUCGACUGAAGCAACAGCAAAAGCAACAACAGCAGCUGCUGCGGCAAUGCCAAGCCGCAUACCGCAACUGCAGCGCCAGGCAUCCAGCAAGGAGCUGCAGUCACCUCGAGAGUCACUCGCCUUGCUUGACAGCACAGACGGGCAAUCAUCCAAUGCCAGCGCAGAUUCAACUUCACGCACCAAGUCUAGCAUCUCAAAUGAUUCCUCGUGGCGAUCUUCUUCGGCUUCAUCGUCCUCCUCGUCGACGGGCACAGUGCGAACGGAACUACAGCAAUACCAGCAGCCCAGCAAAACUAUUGCGACUCAAAUAUAGAAGAUGGCAGGCGCUGCCUUAAUUCGACACUAACAAAAUGGCAGACAACAUGCUGUGCAACGAACGCAAUGCGACGACAGCUGCAGAUCCUGACAGGCGCCAACUAAAUCCUUUGACGGCUUGUGGUUUGAGCUCACAUGUACUUUCGAGUGUUUUGCACAAAUUUAAUAAUACAUUUUAGAGGAAAGUUUAUCUUUGACUUGGCGGCUAAAAACUUGCAAGAGUAGCUACAGCUUGUGGUCGCUUUGGUUAGAAAAAGUUUUGAGAGGAUUUGAUUUAAAUUAAAACGCACGAAAACGAAACAACUAAUGGAAUUUAAAGUGAAUAAGAAAAAUUACAGGAAAGCUCUUUCAAAACAGAUAAUUAGUUGAUUGAAUAAAAAGCGGCUAAAAUGAGGAGAAUUUUUAAAGAGUCAAGAAUUUUCACAGAAAAUUGCAAAAAA